GGAGUGGGGCCCAGUGGUAGAGCGUCUGCCUAGCAAAAUAAAUAAAAAACCUUAGUUCAAACCCCAGUAAUGCAACAACAAAUCCAAAGCUGAAGGAUGUUCUGGGUUGAUUUGGGAGUUGAAGCUCAGAUAAAGCGGGUUGGCCAGGAAUGGCUAUUGAAUCCCACAACCUAGCUGACUAGUCCUCUGCUAGCAAGCACAGCAUUCUGCCAUUUGGGUAGAAAGUCUCCGGGGCCACCAGGGCAAGAAACCUCUAGGACAGACUCAAGCUGAAAGGACAAGGAUACGGGUGGAAAUCUCUGGAGCUCACUCUGUCUUCAGGUCCAUCGACAACACAAAUCCAAGAGCAUUUUGUUUUUUCUUAAGUGCUCUGAACUACCCUUUUGGUGGGAAGAGAAUGGGUUUACACUUAAAUUUAUACUCCCUUUAAGGAAAGCUUACCCUGGAUUGGAGGAAGGGAGCCUCUCUAGAGGCUGCGAUGAGCUGCAAAAAAUUGACGCCCUCAUGGUCGUGGAAAUAAAAAGUCCGUUAACCGUGAAGGCCACGUCUUUGCCUUAGGUCCUAGUCCCGGAGUCUCUUUCUCCUCGCCGCCAACCCCGAGCUGAGCGUCUCCUUUAAUAGGCUGGGCCGGAACUUGACGAGGUGCCGAGCCCCGUACGUGUCUGGGGCGGGGCUUGCAGACGGCCCUUACAGCAUGGCUGCCGGCGCUGCUGCCGCCUUAGCCUUCUUGAGUCAAGAAAGCCGAGUCCGGGUCGGGGGUGUCGGGGGUCUGCGAGUGCCGGGCCCGGUCACUAUGGACAGUUUCUUCUUCGGUUGUGAGCUCUCCGGCCACACCCGCUCCUUCACCUUCAAGGUAGAGGAAGAGGAUGAUGCAGAGCACAUGUUGGCAUUGACCAUGCUCUGCCUUACCGAGGGGGCCAAGGACGAGUGUAAUGUGAUAGAAGUUGUGGCCCGGAACCAUGACCACCAGGAGAUUGCAGUUCCUGUGGCCAACCUCAAGUUGUCUUGCCAGCCCAUGCUCAGUUUGGAUGACUUUCAGCUCCAACCACCUGUAACCUUCCGCCUGAAGUCCGGCUCUGGCCCUGUGAGGAUUACUGGUCGCCACCAGAUUGUUACUAUCAGCAAUGAUGUCUCUGAAGGAGAGAGUGAAGAUGACAAUGAAGAGGAGGAAGCUGAUUUGUGCCCCAUCCUUCCUGCCAAAAAGCAAGGGAGCAGGCCCUGACCCUCUGUACCCUUUGGUCAGGUAGCUGCCUCCUACGUGCGCCACACACAAUGUUCCUGGACAAGUUUCAAGAAGUUUAAAUGUUUCUUCUCCGUUGAAGAGGAGAGUCUGGGUCAGGGAUUGGGUGGGAGGGACUUGGGCUAGUGCUUGGAAAGAAGGGGCCAUUCUCCAUAGGGUCCUAAUGUUCUGGCCCUACAGCCUUGCCUGGAUUUCCUUUUUCUAUAGAGGUGGGAGGACCUCUGAAUUUCUAUCCUGAUCUUCUCUCCCCUCCUGCCUAUGAGGAUUAGGUCAGUAUCUGAAGCUGAAAGCUACAUAUUUUUAACACUUUUUACAUUUUUAGAUAAAGGUUUAAAUAAAUUGCUGUGGGGUUUU
Molecule: messenger RNA, 1594 nt
Organism: Castor canadensis (American beaver)
Lineage: Eukaryota; Metazoa; Chordata; Mammalia; Rodentia; Castoridae
Gene: Npm3
Product: nucleophosmin/nucleoplasmin 3
Biological process (GO): chromatin remodeling
Cellular component (GO): nucleoplasm; nucleolus; cytoplasm
Molecular function (GO): RNA binding; chromatin binding; histone binding
Source: RefSeq, a predicted model, not a curated record